AUGUCUUGCCGCUCCUACAGAGUCAGCUCUGGUCGCUGUGUGGGCAACUUCAGCUCUUGCUCAGCAGUGACCCCUCAGAACCUGAACCGCUUCCGGGUCAGCUCUGUCUCCUGCAGGAGUGGGCCCAGCUUCCGGGGUCUUAGCAGCUUUGGCAGUCGGAGCGUCAUCAGCUUUGGAUCGUGCUCACCCCGGAUAGCAGCUGUGUGCCCUCGACCCACCUACUAUGGAGUUGGCUUCGGUGAUGGGAGUGGUGCUGGUCUAGGGUUUGGGGCUGGCAGUUGUGUUGGCCUGGGGUUUAGAGCCAGAAGUGGUCUCGGCUAUGGCUUCUGCAGCCCUGGCUUUGGCUACCGAGUUGGAGGAAUUGGAGGACCAGCAGCCCCAUCCAUCACAGCAGUGACUGUUAACCAGAGCCUGCUGACCCCGCUCAACCUGGAGAUUGAUCCCAAUGCCCAGAGAGUGAAGAGGGAUGAAAAAGAGCAAAUCAAGACCCUCAACAACAAAUUUGCCUCCUUCAUCGACAAGGUGCGGUUCCUAGAACAGCAGAAUAAGCUCCUAGAGACGAAGUGGAACUUCCUCCAAGAGCAGAAAUGUGCCAAGAGCAACCUGGAGCCCCUCUUCGAGAACUACGUCACCAACCUACGCAGGCAGCUGGAUGUGGUGAACAGUGAUCGGGCCCGGUUGGAGGCUGAGAGGAACAACAUGCAGGAUGUCCUUGAGGGUUUCAAGAAGAAGUAUGAAGAGGAAGUGGGUCUCCGGGCCAGUGCUGAGAAUGAGUUCGUGGCUCUGAAGAAGGAUGUGGAUACAGCGUUCUUAAGCAAGGCCGAUCUAGAGGCCAAUGUGGACGCCCUAACUCAGGAAAUCGACUUCCUGAAAACGCUGUACACGGCGGAAAUCCAGUUACUACAGUCACACAUCUCAGAGACAUCAGUCAUUGUGAAGAUGGACAACAGCCGGGACCUGAAUGUUGAUGGGAUCAUCGCUGAUAUCAAAGCCCAGUAUGAAGAAAUCGCCAGACGCAGUCGGGCUGAUGCGGAGGCCUGGUACCAGACCAAGUAUGAGGAGAUGCGAGUGACAGCUGGCCAGCACUGUGACAACCUGCGCAACACUCGGGAUGAGAUCAAUGAGCUGAACCGGCUGAUCCAGAGGCUGAAGGCAGAAAUCGAGCAUGCCAAGGCUCAGCGCUGCAAGCUGGAGGCCGCCGUGGCUGAGGCUGAGCAGCAGGGAGAAGCUGCCCUCAGUGAUGCCAAAUGCAAGCUGGCGGAGCUGGAGGGUGCGCUGCAGCAAGCCAAGCAGGACAUGGCGCGGCAGCUGAAGGACUACCAGGAGCUCAUGAAUGUCAAGCUGGCCCUGGACAUCGAGAUCGCUACCUACAGGCGCCUGCUCGAAGGCGAGGAGAUCCGGAUCUGUGAAGGUGUUGGACCAGUAGACAUAGCGGUGAGUAGCUCCCGGGGUGGCCUGGUGUGUGGGCCCGAGUCCCUGUUCAGCAGCUCCAGCCUCUGCCGCGGCGGGGUCACCAUCUCUGGAAGCAGCAGCAGCAGCAACAUCCGGUCCAGCGGCUUCUGCAGCUCCAGCGGGGGCGGGGCCCGGGUCGUGGGCGGCGGGGACCUGCUGGGCGUCGGCUGCCGAGGGGGCUCGGUCCUGGUGGGCGAAGCCUGCGCUCCCAGCGUCCCCUGCCCGCUGCCCACCGAGGGCGGCUUCAGCAGCUGCAGCGGCGGCCGCAGCUCCACCGUCCGCUUCGUGUCCACCACCACCUCCCACCGGACCAAGUGCUGA
Molecule: messenger RNA, 1773 nt
Organism: Budorcas taxicolor (takin)
Lineage: Eukaryota; Metazoa; Chordata; Mammalia; Artiodactyla; Bovidae
Gene: KRT84
Product: keratin 84
Exons: 9
Coding region: 1-1773 (590 amino acids)
Biological process (GO): keratinization; intermediate filament organization
Cellular component (GO): keratin filament
Molecular function (GO): structural constituent of skin epidermis
Source: RefSeq, a predicted model, not a curated record